AAUGGAUGAUCAAGAAGACCCAUGGCCUGGAUUAGUGGCCUCCAUUGCACUUGGGAGGAACGCUGGUCCACCAUCUCCUCUAGUAGGAGAAUGGACGUCAAAAUUUGUGAUAGAGGGGGUACGCGUCCGCGCGGCCCCUGCCAAUGUCAAUUUGGUUCAUGUUUGAGAGUGUUGAUCAUGUUAUCGGUGAAGAGAACCUGAUCUUUAUCUAUAAUUUUAUUCAGAACAGGGCUAAAGCUAUGCGUGUCCUCUCAGGGUUUUCUUCUCAGAGGCUUAUGCUGAAGGCGAUAUUUGUUUACCACUUUAGAACGUUCCGGGCGGACCGAAUCGAACGGCCUGGAAAGUCGUGACGGGACUCAAAGUCCGGUGCGGAAAUGAUCGGGAGCUCUGUUUUUGGGUGCAUUCUGGGAGUUUCCAGCUGACGCCGGACGGCUUUCAGCGCCUAUAAAGGACGCUCGGCGUAUCCGCUGCUAACGGCAGCUGCUUGCAAGAGAGCAUUCGCCCUCGUUCGUAAAAUCUUCCGCCUUGAGUAGAACUUCUGUCGCGUAUUCUGCUAGCAUGGCGCCGUCGUACUCACCGGAGCCGGAGCCGCCGUUCCGGCCGAGGGAAAAGAUAGUGAAGAUGCAGAGGUACUUCCAGAGCGUGCACAGGCCGACGUACUUCAAGGGGCGCUACGACGUGAUCACCUCCGUCGCCAUCCCUCUCGCCCUGGCCGCCUCCAGCAUGUUCCUCGUCGGGCGCGGGAUCUACAACAUGUCCCACGGCAUCGGGAGGAAGGAGUGACCAUUUUGGGGUACCGAUUGAAGCCCUCUCUUCUGUGUCGUCUAACACCUAAGAGCCCAUGUACAGUUGUGUGUGUACGUACCUUUGUGAAGUGAAAGCAGUGUACUAAAGUGUUGGAUUCAGAUGGGAGUUGUCGCCUAUUUUGAACGAGCA
Triticum aestivum (bread wheat) is the source of this 936-nucleotide messenger RNA. RefSeq lists its product as uncharacterized. Bases 559 to 783 code for a protein of 74 amino acids. NCBI's taxonomy places the organism in Eukaryota, Viridiplantae, Streptophyta, Magnoliopsida, Poales, Poaceae. The record is from RefSeq and is a predicted model, not a curated record. The transcript is spliced from 2 exons.